AUGAUAUACCCGAUAACCUGGGAUAAACGGCCAUUAGCCAAAGGUACCGUGACGAAUGGCGCGCUCAUCUUGGAGAUUGAGCAUCAGACGCCGCGACGAGCAUCAGAAGACACUCUCGACAACACCACCAUGCAAAAUCACAGCACCUUUAUCAAAAGAGAUAGAGCGGUUGCAGCCGAUGAGCAUGCCUAUUUCUCGAUUUACAGCACCCCAGACUGGUGGUAA
This is a messenger RNA of Fusarium poae, 225 nucleotides long. RefSeq lists its product as uncharacterized. The record is from RefSeq and is a predicted model, not a curated record. NCBI's taxonomy places the organism in Eukaryota, Fungi, Ascomycota, Sordariomycetes, Hypocreales, Nectriaceae. The transcript has 2 exons. Bases 1 to 225 code for a protein of 74 amino acids.